Penicillium bovifimosum is the source of this 882-nucleotide messenger RNA. Its product is annotated as proteasome core particle subunit alpha 7. Gene Ontology annotation, biological process: ubiquitin-dependent protein catabolic process. Gene Ontology annotation, cellular component: proteasome core complex, alpha-subunit complex; proteasome core complex; nucleus. The record is from RefSeq and is a predicted model, not a curated record. NCBI's taxonomy places the organism in Eukaryota, Fungi, Ascomycota, Eurotiomycetes, Eurotiales, Aspergillaceae. The coding region runs from base 1 to 882 and encodes 293 amino acids. The transcript is spliced from 5 exons.
AUGACGUCAAUCGGCACAGGCUACGAUCUCUCCAACUCGGUGUUCUCGCCAGACGGCCGGAAUUUCCAGGUCGAGUACGCCGUCAAGGCAGUUGAGAACGGCGGCACCGCCAUCGGCAUCAGAUGCAAGGAUGGCGUAGUGUUGGCAGUGGAAAAGAUCGUCACGAGCAAGCUCCUAAAGGCAGGGGCGAACAAGAGAAUCGCAUCAGUCGAUCGCCAUGUUGGAAUCGUAUCCGCUGGACUGGUUCCCGAUGGCCGUCACUUCGUUUCCAGAGCUAGGGAUGAGGCUUCUUCGUGGAGAAGCACAUACAAAGGUCCCAUUCCGACCUCCGCGCUUGCCAAUCGUCUCGGUGGGUACGUGCAGGCGUACACACUUUACUCCAGCGUACGGCCGUUUGGCAUAACUGCUAUUGUCGGCGGGUGGGAUAGCGAGGCGGAGCUUCCUGUCGAUGGACAGGUCGGCACCGGACCCAAGUCUGGCUCUGGUGGAAAGGUUGAGGGUGCCAAAGCCGGUGGACCUGGCCUAUACAUGAUUGAGCCCAGUGGACUGUAUUGGGGCUACUACGGCGCUGCUACCGGUAAGGGCCGACAGACCGCCAAAGCCGAGCUGGAGAAACUAGACCUGAGCGCGGGCAAUCUCUCUUUGGUAGAUGGUGUCAAGGAGGCGGCUCGCAUUAUCUAUGUUGCUCACGAAGAUAGCAAGGACAAGGACUUUGAGCUAGAGAUGACGUGGAUCAGCUCUGUCGACGGACCGACCAAGGGUCGUCACGAGGAAGUGCCCAAGGAGCUCUUCGAUGAAGCAGAGAAAGCAGCGAAGCAGUCUAUGGUGGGCGAUGACGAGGAAGAGGAAGAGAAGACUCAAGGCGAACAGAUGGAAGAGUGA